CUGUACCAUAGCUGUGUGCAGACCUUCAUUCUCAAUGAGAGCGACACACAGAGGGAGCCUGGGAGUGAGAGGAGGAGAAUGGAGAGCAUGAACUUACGUAGGAACCACAACUGAGACGCCUAGGCUGGGUCUUACCCGCACAUCCCGGACCACUGACUGAACUCACUCACUGACACAGAUCUGUAGUUUGGUGAUAAAGAGAGGAAGAACCAUGGGCCCCGGAACGUGGAGUCUAUUUGUGCUGCUUGGUUUGGCCCUCUGGAGCAACAGCCAUGCCCUCACCAAAAACCCCAUUCUCUCUCGCAUACGGAGGGCACCAGAGGCCAACGGAGAAAACAAGAAAUGCUCUUACACCUUCCUGGUCCCUGAGCAGAAGAUCACAGGCCCCAUCUGUGCUGCUCGCGGUUACUCCACUGACAAGGACAGAGUGACGCGCUUGGACGUGGCUGCAGUGCGCGACCUUCUGUCAAAGCAACGUCGGGAGAUGGAGACUCUGAAGUUGGUGGUCGACGUGGAUGGCAACUUGGUGAAUGAGAUGAAGCUAUUGAGGAAAGAGAGCAGGAACAUGAACUCAAGGGUGACCCAACUCUACAUGCAGCUGCUGCAUGAGAUCAUCAGGAAGAGGGACAACUCACUGGAGCUGGCACAGCUGGAGACACGCAUCCUUAAUGCAACCAGUGAGUCACUACGUCUGGCCUCCAGGUACAGGGAACUGGAGGCCAAAUACUCAGCCCUGUCAGCAGUGGUGAACAACCAGUCAGUACUGAUUGGAGCACUGGAGGAGCAGUGUAUGCAAGUGUACAGCCGCAGGCAUGAGCACCCACCCAUGGGACCUCCACUAGUGCAGGUGGUGCCUGAAAACAUUCCUGUCAAUGUGCCACGUUUCACCAAUGAAAUCCAGAGGGACAACACCCAAGGGUUUGUGCGGGAAAGGGGCUCUCGCUCUGGGCCAUCACCCACAAGUGGUACCCUGGAAGUCCUGAAACCUCCCGAGAGGAACUUCAGUGCAGAAGGCCCAUUCAGAGACUGUCUGGAGGCGCAGGAAGCCGGCCACAGCACCAGCGGCAUGUACCUGAUCAGACCAGAUGAAGCAGAGAGGCCGGUGCAGGUCUGGUGUGAACAAGACAUAGACAACGGGGGCUGGACUGUGAUCCAGACCAGGAGGGAUGGAUCUGUUAACUUCUUCAGGAACUGGGAGAACUACAAGAGCGGCUUUGGCAACAUAGACGGGGAGUACUGGCUCGGUCUGGAAGGUAUCUACAAUCUAGGGAGGCAGGGGGACUACAAGCUGCUGGUGGAGCUGGAGGACUGGAUGGGCAAAAAGGUAUACGCUCAGUACAGCAGCUUCCACCUGGAGCCACAGAGCGAGGACUACCGCCUGCGGCUGGGCACCUACCAGGGCAACGCCGGGGACUCACUCAGCAGCCACAACGGCAAACAGUUCACUACACUGGAUCGAGACAAGGAUGCUUUCUCAGGUAACUGUGCCCAUUUCCAUAAAGGAGGCUGGUGGUACAACGCCUGCGGCCAAGCCAACCUUAACGGAGUUUGGUACAAUGGAGGCGUCUACCGUAGCAAGUUCCAGGACGGGAUCUUCUGGGCCGACUAUGGGGGAGGCUUCUACUCCAUGAAAACUGUCCGCAUGAUGAUCAGGCCCAUAGACUGAGGAGACCAUGUAAGCCGGGCCGGUCCACGGGCAGCUGUGGAGGCCAAGGCACACUUCUGACUCAAGUCUUGACUCUGUGUCAUCGGCAACUGGUUGAUCCAAGAUAAAACUGCAUCAAUGGAGUUUGACCAUUGGUAGUGACUUGAAAAGCCUCCUGUUAUAGAAAAAGACUGUUUGAACAUUGUCCAUAUAUAUAUAUUAUAUAAAAUAGAAGCACACAUAGAGGGAUUUAUGGGACAUUACUAUUUAUAAUAAGCCAUAAAACUAAUUUUCCCACCAAAUACACAUGAUAGUGGGGGGGUAAUAAAACAUAAUGGUCUACAUUUUGUAGUUUAAUAAUCCAAGCUGCCUUUAUGAUAAAGAAACCAUAUUUUUUUCCCUCAUUACCAGGUCACCCCGUGGAGAGGAGGCGCCACAUCCUCACACAACUUCAUCGGUGUUGAUUUCAUUCAUAAGCUUUAGUGUCACAGGAUCUACAUGCAUCUCUUCCUACCUCGCCAAGAUAAACGUCAGGGGGAAUCUUUCCCUCAUCAUAUUGAACUUGUGCUACUCUUGCUGGGAGCUGGAAAAUACAUUGUGUUAAUAUCUAUUUAGAUUUAUUUAGACUCUGUAUCCAGUUCCAGAUUUAUAAAGACCAACAUCUUCAGAAGCUGGAAAAAGGAAAGAGGUUUAAACCCAUGUUUUAUUUCAUUUUUACUCCUUACACAUGAUAUAUCCUUUAUAAUGUAUGUUAAAGUACUUUGCCCAAGUACACGUGACCUGAAACUAUAAUUUAUGUGUGCAAUGAACUAAUCAUAACAGUGAAAAAAGGAACAGGUAUCCUGAGGGGGCAGUGAAUGUUCCUGCAGAAAAUAGAACUAAUUUCCUCCUCGGUAUAUGUGACAAUUAUUCUCAAAGUGUGCUCGCAAAUUGUUCUUAAUGUUUUUCUCAUUAGGGCCAUUGAUUCAAUUUCAGUAUGACUCUUGGAAAAACAAGCAACGUUGAAAGAAAGAGAGCAAGAGAAAGGAGAUGGAAUUAUUUUUUGUUUUGAGUGGUUUUGGAGCAUGAAAAAUAUGCCGACCAAGCGUGCUGAGUUAUAGGCAUUAGGACAGACAACGAGAAACACAUUGCCUAGAGCCAGACAGGAUGGAGGGAGAGAAGGAGAGUGGAGGGAGGGAGGAGAUGAACUGGGAUGGAAAGGGUCCAAAUUUCCAAGUUACUUUUCCCCCCCUCUUCCUUUUAAAUACAGAGAAAUGUACAUUCUUUCCGCACGAAAAGUGCUCGAUCUGUAUGUUUUCAUAAAGAAUAUCUUUCAUUGACAAAGUCACAGGCUCCUGCGUUCAGCGAUCGCCAGUGUAUGGAAGGAAACCAGUAUCCUUUGGGGGAAGCCUCUCCAUCCAGAGAGGAGGGGGAGCUGGAGGCUGGUGUUUGAACUGGUGGGUCUUCUUUGAACAACAGGGUUGGUUCACACACACGAAAAGACGAACAGCCUUUGUGCUGAAAAUAGACCCUCGUAUUCUGCUGGUAUUUCCUCAUUGACCACAAUGGCCCUCACACCCAUGUCUUUUACAAACUUCUGCUGGACUUGGCUGGACAUGGAAACAUGUUUAUGGACAUGUAAAAGAAAAAGCAGCAUCCAAUAAAAAUGACAUUACAACGUUAAAAUAAAACAGCAAUAAAACCAAUGAGUCAGAGUCCUUGGCAGAACAACAUUACACAACUAAGAGUCAAUAUUUAGUGGGACUCUCAUGUUCACAGAGAGCUCGUUUCAUGGUCUGAUUUAUAAAGUUGUAAUUGAUACAUGACAUUGUUAGUUUUAAGUCUUUGUUGAGAUUACGUGCACAUUUGAGUCUUAUCUUGUGGGGGUGAGUCAGGCAGAUAACUUGUUGUUUUAAACAGAACCUAUAAUUCUUCCUGACAGAGGGAGGUGCUGUACAAGUUCCCCUUCUUAAACUCUGCAGCAUUCGAGUUUUGCAGAAAUAACAGAUCUCUUAAAAAAUGUUCCUGGUUCUGUGUUUUCAUUUGGUAUGAAACAGGGAGACGGAUGAACACGACGCAAAGACAUCUCUU
Messenger RNA from Paralichthys olivaceus (Japanese flounder), 3715 nucleotides. RefSeq names its product angiopoietin-related protein 1-like. The record is from RefSeq and is a predicted model, not a curated record. Gene Ontology annotation, biological process: cell surface receptor protein tyrosine kinase signaling pathway. NCBI's taxonomy places the organism in Eukaryota, Metazoa, Chordata, Actinopteri, Pleuronectiformes, Paralichthyidae.